Diospyros lotus (date-plum) is the source of this 3167-nucleotide messenger RNA. RefSeq names its product pentatricopeptide repeat-containing protein At4g04370. Gene Ontology annotation, biological process: RNA modification. Gene Ontology annotation, molecular function: protein binding; RNA binding. The record is from RefSeq and is a predicted model, not a curated record. Lineage: Eukaryota; Viridiplantae; Streptophyta; Magnoliopsida; Ericales; Ebenaceae. Bases 16 to 2385 code for a protein of 789 amino acids. The transcript has a single exon.
UAUUAAAAGAUGUGAAUGACCAUUUCUCACGACUUUGGAAGCAGUUUCAUGACAAAAGUUCUGAAAUUUUUUUGCCAUGAAAGCCGUUGGAAUCCCCAUUAUUUCAGUGGAAGAGAAGUGACUGAAAUGAUAAAGUUCAGGCCAAGUUUCUUCCACCCACCACCACCAUCAUCUCAGACCGCCGCCGACACCAAGUCAUUCAAUGGCAUGAUCAAUCGCCUCUCCUCAGAAGGCGCACACGAGGCCGUCCUCCUCACCUACUCCUCGAUGCUCAAAACAAACACUCCGCCCGACGCCUUCACUUUCCCCAGUAUGCUUAAAGCCUGCGCUUCUCUUGGCCUACUCUCGCACGGCCUUUCUUUCCAUCAGUACAUCGUCGUUAAUGGGUAUUCUUCGGACGCCUAUAUUGGCUCUUCCCUGAUCAACUUCUACGAUAAAUUCGGGUAUAUCAACCACGCCCGCCAAGUGUUUGAGAAGAUGCCGGAAAGAAACGUCGUCCCGUGGACUGCCAUAAUUAGCUGCUAUUCGCGAUCGGGUAAUGUCGAGGCAGCGGUUUGUUUGUAUAAUCAGAUGCGAUAUGGAGGCAUCAAACCUUGUUCAGUUACCAUGUUGGCCUUACUCUCUGGAGUUUUGGAGGUUCUUUAUGUGCAAUAUGUGCAUGCUUGUACAAUACAAUAUGGUUUUGGGUGUGACAUAGCUUUACUGAAUUCCAUGGUGAAUUUAUAUGGUAAGUGCGGAAGAAUUGAGGAUGCUGAGGAGCUGUUUGAAUCCAUGGACAAGAGAGAUAUAGUUUCAUGGAAUUCCCUGGCUUCAAGCUAUGCUCUGGAUGGAAAUAUGAGAGGAAUAUUUCAUCUACUGAGCAGAAUGAGGAUUGAAGGGCUGGGGCCUGACCAGCGGACAUUUGGUUCAAUGGUUUGUGCUGCUACAAGGCAGGGUAAUCUUGAAAUGGGGCAACUAGUGCAUGCAUGUAUAGUAACUGCAGGAUCGGAAUUGAAUACCCAUGUCAAAACAUCACUUAUAGUUAUGUAUUUGAAAUGUGGAAACUUUGAUGAUGCUUUUGAAAUAUUUGAACGAGUUUCAGAUAAAGAUGUCAUCUUGUGGACGGCAAUGAUAUCGGGGCUAGUGCAGAAUGAAAGUGCAGACAAGGCACUAUGGUUGUUUCGAAGGAUGUUACUUUCAAAUGUUGUGCCAUCUACUGCCACCCUAGCUAGUGCCCUUGCAGCUUGUGGCCAACUGGGAUCCCUAACUCUGGGGACUUCAAUUCAUGCCUACAUGCUCCGUCAGAGAAUGCCAGUUGAUGUUACUGCUGAAAACUCUCUCGUAACAAUGUAUGCAAAGUGUAAUCGCCUGGAGCAGAGUCGCGUUGUUUUUGAAAGAAUGGAUGAAAAAAACGUGGUUUCCUGGAAUGCAGUUGUUGCUGGGUAUGCACAAAAUGGGAAUUUAUGCUUGUCACUGAGUUUAUUUAAUGAGAUGAGAACAACCCUUCAGAGGCCUGAUUCAAUUACUGUUGUCUCCCUUCUCCAGGCUUGUGCCUCGAUUGGGGCUCUCCAUCAGGGGACGUGGGUCCAUAAUUUUGUUAUUAGGAGCGGCCUUGGACCCGGCAUCUUGGUUGAGACAGCUUUGGUAGAUAUGUACUCCAAAUGUGGUGACAUAGACACUGCUAGGAAGUGCUUUGACAGGAUGCCACAGCAUGAUCUGGUAUCAUGGAGUACAAUCAUUGCGGGAUAUGGUUGCCAUGGUAAAGGUAAUGUUGCCCUGGAAAUGUACAACAAGUUUCUGCUUACAGGCCUUGAGCCAAACCCAGUGAUUUUUCUAUCCGUCCUAUCUGCCUGUAGUCAUAAUAGGCUUGUCGACAAGGGCUUGAGUGUGUUCUACUCUAUGAAAAAGGAUUUUAGGAUUGAACCAGAACUCGAGCACCGUGCCUGCAUUGUUGACCUUCUUAGUAGAGCAGGAAGAGUCAAAGAAGCAUAUGACUUUUACAAGAAUAUGUUCCCAGAACCAGCAGUGGAUGUUUUAGGCAUACUCCUUGAUGCUUGUCGGAUCGGUGGUAGUUUGGAAUUGAGGGACAUUAUUGCUAGAGACAUUUUCCUCUUGAAACCUAUGGAUGCUGGAAAAUAUUUGCAACUGGCGCACAGCUAUGCUUCAAUGGACAGAUGGGAUGAUGUGAGUGAGGCCUGGAUGCAGAUGAAGUCUCUUGGCCUUAAGAAACUCCCUGGCUGGAGUUUUAUUGAACUGAAUGGAAUCAUUACGACAUUUUUCACUCAUCACAGUUCACAUCCGAAGUGUGAGCACAUAGUUCAAGUUUUGAAAUUCUUGAACAAAGAAAUUAGGGAUUUUGGAGUUACCUUAAAGCUCGAAACCAAUGAAACUGUGGAUACACUAUGAAUGCCCAAGUUGAUUCCUUAAAGGAGGAGUGCAUUUUCCAGUAGAGUUCUUCAAAUUAGAACCCUUUCUUCUCCUAAACUGGGAAUAGAAGGCAUCAGACAAAGACAAAGCCAUUGCCACCAUGAGAUCAACAUUUUGUCCAGAUUGAUCUCCCUACUUUCUCCAAUCCUAUUGGAUACCAUUGGAAGGCUGGCUGUGCCUGAAAGGAGCAUGAGAAGCUCAAUCAACCUCAUUCCACCACCUCGUAUCCUAGGGGUAUAGAGGUCAAUGAAAUGAGAUCAAGAAAGUGAGCCCAGCUGCCGAAUUCGAGGAGAUUGACAAACAUUUUGGGAACAAGUGAAAACAGCAAGUGGGGAAAGGCAGAAACCAAGUGAGGAAUGGGGUCAUGAGGCUGUUGGAGGAAGAGCAGAACAGAGAACAGCAAUGGAGUUGAUCAUUGAGCAGUACCAUCAAUUCAAACAGGGAUCUGAAAAGGAGAACGAAGAAGAUAAAGAAAGACAGACGGGGCAAAGUUAAACAAAGGAAAGUAUAUGGAAGGUGUCACAACACGAACAAAAAAGAAGUUUUUAUUUUUAGAUAUUAUAUAGAUCUCUUCAUAUCUAAUAGAGUAAAUAGGUUCCUGCAAGUUAUAAUGGGUCAAACAAGUGAGUCUUGAAAUAAAAUAGUCUUGAUAACAGAAAAUUCGUUUUGACCUUGUCAACCAUGUAGAUUACAAGAGGCUAAGAAACCUUCUUAGAACAUGCAAUUGCUAAUGACAUAUAAAAAUUUAAAUCGCAUAAGUG